Molecule: messenger RNA, 1872 nt
Organism: Lacerta agilis (Sand lizard)
Lineage: Eukaryota; Metazoa; Chordata; Lepidosauria; Squamata; Lacertidae
Gene: PAX8
Product: paired box 8
Exons: 10
Coding region: 87-1292 (401 amino acids)
Biological process (GO): regulation of transcription by RNA polymerase II; anatomical structure development
Molecular function (GO): RNA polymerase II cis-regulatory region sequence-specific DNA binding; DNA-binding transcription factor activity, RNA polymerase II-specific
Source: RefSeq, a predicted model, not a curated record
CCCCAGCAGCAAGAGCAGGGCUUCGGAUCUCUCCAGGAAAAGGACCCGGCGGCCUCUCGCCCGCCCCCCGACGAGCCGGCCAAGCCAUGCCCCAUAACUCCAUCCGCUCAGCAGGACACGGAGGAUUGAACCAGCUGGGCGGGGCCUUUGUGAAUGGCCGGCCCCUGCCAGAAGUAGUGAGGCAGCGCAUUGUAGACCUGGCACACCAGGGCGUGCGGCCCUGCGACAUCUCCCGACAGCUGCGGGUCAGUCACGGUUGUGUCAGCAAAAUCCUUGGCAGUAGGUACUACGAGACUGGCAGUAUACGGCCAGGGGUGAUCGGGGGCUCCAAGCCCAAGGUGGCAACCCCCAAGGUGGUGGAGAAGAUUGGGGAUUACAAGCGGCAGAACCCCACCAUGUUUGCUUGGGAAAUCCGGGACCGGCUGUUGGCAGAGGGCGUCUGUGACAACGACACUGUUCCCAGUGUCAGCUCCAUCAACAGGAUCAUUCGCACAAAGGUUCAGCAGCCGUUCAACCUCCCGAUGGAGAACUGCAUGGUGCCUAAAACAUUGAGCCCUGGCCAUAACCUCAUCCCCAGUUCAGCUGUGACUCCUCCUGAGUCGCCCCAGUCGGACUCUCUGGGCUCUUCCACCUACUCCAUCAACGGCCUUCUAGGGAUCGGUUCCCCCAGCAGCGACCACAAGAGAAAAAUCCAGGACACAGGUGACCAGGAGAGCUGCCAGCUCAGCACAGACUCUCAAGGCAGCAGCACCCCCCACAAGCACCUGCGCAGCGAGGCGUAUGGGCAGCACCUGCUGGAGUGCCCUUUCGAGAGACAGCACUUCCCAGAGGCUUACGCUUCCCCUAGCCAUGCCAAGGGAGAACAGGUGUGUGCUGGAGCCAAAGGCCACCACGGCAGCCUUGAGGCAGGUAUCUAUGCUGUGCCCCUGCUCAACACAUCCAUGGACGAUGGGAAAUCUAUGCUCACGCCUUCGAACCCAUCGCUGAGUCGUAACCUGGCGGCCCACCAGACAUACUCUGCUGUGACAGGGCGCGAAGUGGUUGGCUCCACCCUUCCGGGCUACCCUCCCCACAUCCCAACUGGCGGGCAGGGAAGCUAUAGCUCAUCCGCAAUUGCCGGCAUGGUGGCAGCAGGGAGUGAUUAUUCUGGCGGUGCCUACAGCCACGGCCCUUACACCAGCUAUGGAGAGCCCUGGCGAUUCCCCAACUCUGGACUACUGGGUUCCCCCUAUUACUACAGCUCAUCUUCACGGGGCCCUGUACCUCCCAACACCACCUACGACCACCUGUAGAUGAUGCAGUCCCUCUGGGAGCCAGGCCAGCUCUCCUGGGCCACUCUGUUUAUAGCCCAGCGGCAACGAAGAGGGAUGUGGACUGGUUCAAUCUGCAGAGUGGGCAAUGGCAUCCACACAAGCAGCUGCAGCAGUUGCAAGCAUGCAAGGCCAUCCUGUUACCCACGAAGCUGGGAAGGAAGGAAGGAAGGAAGAGCGGGGGGUCGUUAAUGUGCUUGCAUCCCUGGACUCCAAAAGUGAGGACAGUCUAAACACCUUGAAAUCGAGGAACUCAAACCAAUGAAAUCGAGAGACGCUUUACGAAGUCACUUUAUAACAAUGUUCUCUCUCUUGCACUAAGGUUCUUGUGCAAAGUGUGGGUCUUUGAAAGGACUGGACACUUGGAGAGGGGCAGAGAGAGUAGUUGGUAGAAGAGCAGGCUUGGGGCCAGGCCAGGGAGCUUGAACACCUGGGCUGCUUCUCCCCUCACCCUAGGGGAUCCUGGCUGCAGUUGAAGUUGCUUGCUUGUGCAGGUCGCACCGUCCCUUAUUUCUGGCUGUUCCUCUUUCGUUCUUGCCAUGUUUGAACAGCAGGAAUAGGA